ACCAUUGCUCUGCACUCCUCAUCAAUUGGGAGGUUUGCUAAUGCAGAGGGUGCUUUCACUUAUCCUAUGUAUGGGCAUGGUGAGCUGCCUCAAGCUUUCUGUCGCUGUGCUGCGGUUAAGGGUGCCCUAUAUGUGUUGCGGAUGCCAGUGGCUGCACUUCUUAUGGAUGAGGAAAAGAAGCAUUUUGUAGGUGCCAGAUUGGCAUCUGGUCAGGAUAUUUCUUGCAAACAGUUGAUAAUUGAUCCUUCAUACAAAAUUCCUACCUUGGAUGUUCCAUCUGAUGAUUCAAAUUCAAAUUUUCCAAGAAGUGUUGUGAGGGGAAUAUGCAUAUUUAGCAAGUCUGUGAAACAGGGUUCAUCAAAUGUUCUGGUUGUUUUCCCUCCAAAGUCGCUAGAAGAGAAGCAGGUUGCAGCUGUUCGGCUUCUUCAAUUGAGCAGCAAUCUCGCAGUAUGCCCUUCUGGAAUGUUUAUGGCAUAUCUGUCUACUCUCUGUACUGAUGCCUCCGCCGGAAAGCAGUGCAUCAGAAAAGCAAUAGAUGCUCUUUUCAGUCCACAGCCACAGGAUUCAGAUGGCUCCGAAGGCCACCUUGAGUCAACCAGUGAAAGCACCGAUGAUAUGAAGCCAACACUAAUCUAGAGCUGUGUGUAUGUUCAAGAGAUCACACAGGGAACAUCAACACCUGGUUCUUUAUGGUCAUGCCCCAUGCCUGAUGAAAACCUGGAUUACAGGUUCAUACUGGAAUCGA
Messenger RNA from Setaria italica (foxtail millet), 745 nucleotides. Its product is annotated as rab escort protein 1. Gene Ontology annotation, molecular function: GDP-dissociation inhibitor activity. The transcript has 7 exons. Gene Ontology annotation, cellular component: nucleus; cytoplasm; cytosol. The record is from RefSeq and is a predicted model, not a curated record. Gene Ontology annotation, biological process: vesicle-mediated transport; protein geranylgeranylation; small GTPase-mediated signal transduction. NCBI's taxonomy places the organism in Eukaryota, Viridiplantae, Streptophyta, Magnoliopsida, Poales, Poaceae. The coding region runs from base 67 to 636 and encodes 189 amino acids.